This is a messenger RNA of Chara braunii, 863 nucleotides long. NCBI's taxonomy places the organism in Eukaryota, Viridiplantae, Streptophyta, Charophyceae, Charales, Characeae. The record is from the annotation of a GenBank genome assembly.
GGGAGGGGUUUAGUCCCGCUCAUCCCGUUCAUCCCGCUCAUGCAUAGGGAGGGAACGUAGUCGACUUGUCCCGUAGCAGUGGGAAAGAGAGCACGGAGGUGGUAGACCUGACGUCCAGCAUGGCAGGCGCUGCGACGGCACUGAGAGCUGACGUGUGGCAGACCGCGGAUUCUCUUUGCCUACCGGGUAUCGAACGGGGGUCGGAAACGGCAGUCCAGAGAUGGACGCGUGUCCAGCAAUGCGCUCCUUGUUGCGGUUUACGAGGGGUGGAGAGGGGCUCCCGACCUAGCUUCCCGAUCGCGACGAAUGCCGUCUUCAAUUGCCGCUCACAGGAGUUGCCAGCGUCGCACAGUUUUCACCGCCGCAGCGGUCUGGAGGAUGUUUCCCAUCAUGAUCUUGUAAAAAAGGGGGGCGUUUUGGCGGGAUCCGAAAAAGCGUCAGUGUGGCGGCGGCGGGUGAUCGUCGGAGGAAGUGGCGGGCACGAGGGGAACGCGGAAAACAGGCUUUCUUUUGGCGGGGAGACGAAAUGCUCGCUGCGCGCCGUGAGCCCAUGGCUUAUGGCUGCUGAAAGGGAGAGGCGGGGAUUCGUACUGCGCGCCACACGUGCUCCGUCGCCAAAUGUGCAAGACGAGGAGGAUAAGAAGAAGAAGAAGAAGGAGGAGGAGGAGGAGAAGGAGCCCUUCGUGCGGCCGAAAUUGCCCGGCGACGAGCCGGACUUCUGGGAAGGAGAGCAAUGGGACUGGUUGGGAUUCGUCCUGCAGUACCUCUGGGCUGUCGGCAUCGUCGUCGCUGUGCUUUAGGGUACUACGUCAUGUGUCCCAGUUCUGACAUGGUUGGAUCAUUAAUGAAGAAGUUGGCAUUUC